GGAGCCGUUGACAGGAGAUGAGCUCGAGACUUGAUGCGCUCGCGCUAAAAGAGUGUGACAGGAAUCAGCUCAGCUAACGGCUAAUAACAACUCUGUCUGUUCAUGAGGAAACUUCAGCUACCUGUGUCUCACUCUGUGCUGUAGCUGAACGUUUCAGAGUGAAAAGGAGAAGAAUGGAGAAGAUCUGCACCGAGCGCUCGUACCCGUCUCAUCACCGGCUCUCGGUCCGGACCUCGGACGACGACCUGGACCGACUCGAUAACGGCGCCGGCAGUCUCAGGACGCACUCGAUAUGCGACGACGCCGUCUCUGACAUGAACACGGUAAUGUCCAGUCAGCUCCAGGAGUCUCGCAGGAGCUCGUUCACUGGUGCAGGGGCCAUGGCCAGGCUGUCCCACUUCCUGUUUAUGCUGAGGAACUGGGCGUCCCGCAGGCUGCAGCCCGAGGUCGAGCGGCCCGACUCCUUCAUGGAGCGAUUCCGGGGUCCCGAGCUCAAAGACCUCUCCAGCCGCGGCAGCAACGCCCGCUCCUCCCUAGGCCACCCUGAGCUGCCUCACAAGAGGAAUCGCUGGCCACUCGCACUUUACAAUACGAACAACUCCAACAACACAGACGACAGAAAACUCCUUAAUCUUAAACUGAACAAAUCCAAAAAUGUCACCUUCAGCAAAAAAGAGGAAACAAAGAAAGAUGAGAAAAAAGAUGGGGAGAAGAAGGAAGAGAAAAAAGAUGAAAAGAAAGACGAUAAGAAGGAUAAGAAAGAUGAUAAAAAGACAGAAGAGCCUCAGAAGAACUUGUGGAUCAUGGAUCCAGCCACGGACACAUACUAUCGAUGGCUGGUGAUAAUAGCAGUGCCGGUGUUUUACAACCUGAUGAUGCUCGUAACGAGAUCGUGUUUUAACGAGCUUCAGGACUCGUACACGACUGUGUGGGUGAUACUGGACCUCUCAUCAGAUGUGAUCUACUACCUGGACACAUUUGUGAGAUCAAGAACAGGUUUCCUAGAACAAGGACUUCUGGUGAGAGACACCAAGAAGCUGAUGGAGAACUACAGAAAAAUGGCACAGUUUAAAUACGAUGUUUUCUCUAUGCUCCCGACGGAUAUAUUCAUGAUCAAGGUGGGAUACAACAACCCCGAACUACGCUUCAACCGACUGUUCAAAAUGGCGCGUCUCUUUGAGUUCUUCGAUCGGACUGAGACCAGAACUAACUAUCCCAACAUCUUCCGUAUCAGCAAUCUUGUACUUUACAUCCUGAUCAUCAUCCACUGGAAUGCCUGCAUUUUUUUCGCCAUUUCCAAAACCAUCGGCUUCGGGACGGACACGUGGGUGUAUCCGAACAUCAGCCAUCCGGAAUUUGGGCGGCUGGCGAGGAAAUAUAUCUACUGCCUGUACUGGUCCACACUCACGCUCACCACCAUCGGAGAAACCCCACCUCCAGUCAGAGACAUCGAAUAUUUGUUUGUGGUCACCGACUUCCUCAUCGGAGUACUGAUCUUCGCUACUAUCGUCGGUAACGUGGGCGCGAUGAUCUCCAACAUGAACGCGUCGCGCGCCGAGUUCCAGGCCAAGAUCGACUCCAUCAAGCAGUACAUGCAGUUCCGAAAGGUCACCAAAGAUCUAGAAGCGAGAGUCAUCAAGUGGUUCGAUUACCUCUGGACGGAGAAGAAAACCUGUGAUGAGAAGGAGGUGCUGAAGAACCUUCCAGACAAGCUUAAAGCGGAGAUCGCCAUUAAUGUCCAUCUGGACACACUGAAGAAGGUGCGGAUCUUCCAGGAUUGCGAAGCCGGACUGCUUAUCGAACUGGUCCUAAAACUUCAGCCUCAAGUCUUCAGCCCUGGAGAUUACAUCUGCAAGAAGGGCGAUAUCGGACGAGAGAUGUACAUCAUCAAAGAAGGGAAGCUCGCCGUGGUGGCAGACGACGGCAUCACGCAGUUCGUUGUGCUCAGCGAUGGCGCGUACUUCGGAGAAAUCAGCAUCCUCGGGAUCAAAGGCAGCAAAGCCGGAAACAGGAGAACCGCCAACAUCCGCAGCGUGGGCUACUCCGACCUCUUCGCUCUCUCCAAAGACGACCUAAUGGAGGCACUGACCGAGUACCCCGAAGCCAAAAAGGCACUGGAGGAGAAGGGGAGGGCUAUCCUGAGGAAGGAUAACCUCCUGGACGAGGCGGCGGCCAACGCCGGGGCCGACCCCAAAGAUCUGGAGGAGAAGGUCUUACGAUUAGAGAGCAAUCUCGACGUAAUGACCACCAAGUUCGCCAGACUGCUAGCGGAAUACACGUCCUACCAGUGCAGGAUCAAGCAGAGGAUCACCAACAUGGAGAACAAAGUGAAGAAGCUGAGGGAGGAAGAUCUCUCUGAGGUGGUCGCCGAUAAAAAGGAGGAGGAGAAGAAAACCAAAUAG
Ictalurus punctatus (channel catfish) is the source of this 2402-nucleotide messenger RNA. RefSeq names its product cyclic nucleotide gated channel subunit alpha 3a (gene cnga3a). The record is from RefSeq and is a predicted model, not a curated record. NCBI's taxonomy places the organism in Eukaryota, Metazoa, Chordata, Actinopteri, Siluriformes, Ictaluridae. The transcript has 9 exons. Gene Ontology annotation, biological process: monoatomic cation transmembrane transport. Gene Ontology annotation, molecular function: intracellularly cAMP-activated cation channel activity; cGMP binding; intracellularly cGMP-activated cation channel activity. Bases 174 to 2402 code for a protein of 742 amino acids. Gene Ontology annotation, cellular component: plasma membrane; intracellular cyclic nucleotide activated cation channel complex.